UGUGUUUAGUUGCAGUGUCACACAAGCUGACAUGGCACCCUGGUGGCAAGUUGACCUUACAAGGCAAGCUGCAGUCACAAGUGUCCGAAUAAAGAAUGCCGCAACUUGGGGUACAGAUAGAAUCAAUCCAUUCAACGUCAGUGUUGGGGACGACAAGACGAAUGGCGGACAAAACAAUGCACUGUGUGUGAAAGACGGGACACUGGUCAGUGGAGAGUUGAGAAAGUUCGAUUGUCCACAGGUCCUGAUGGGUCGUUACGUCAGUAUCUUUUUGAACAGGCAAGAACUUCUUCAAGUAUGCGAGGUUGAGGUUUAUGAAGAUGUAUUCUGAAAAGAAGUCUUCUGAAAUCAUCAUUUGUUUUCUACUUCCUGGAAAGCAAGGAUGCAUUUGAAGAGAAGAGCAAUAUAUCUACUACAAUUUGCAAAAAAGAAUUUUAAAAAUGCACGGAGCUUUCAGGUUAUUUUAUC
Molecule: messenger RNA, 468 nt
Organism: Rhopilema esculentum
Lineage: Eukaryota; Metazoa; Cnidaria; Scyphozoa; Rhizostomeae; Rhizostomatidae
Source: RefSeq, a predicted model, not a curated record